AUGGGAAGAGCAGGAUUGCUCGUGGCCAUGAGGUCCACGAUUCCGGUUUCAACAGUUGGUAGGCAAAGUGUUGGCGUGACGGACCAAGCUAAGGACGCCCAUCGAACGUGCGCCCGCGUCGAGGGCGCGUGGUCCAAAGCUCGCCGCAAUUCGCAAAAGCCCCAGGUACGACUCGAGUUCAGCACCAAUGUGGCAGACGGCUUGCACGCGAUCCUCGAUGACCAUUCACUUGACCGCCGCCGUCCAGCCGUGGAAAUCAGCCCGGGCCAAUGUAA
This is a messenger RNA of Ceraceosorus bombacis, 275 nucleotides long. The record is from the annotation of a GenBank genome assembly. Lineage: Eukaryota; Fungi; Basidiomycota; Exobasidiomycetes; Ceraceosorales; Ceraceosoraceae.